Molecule: messenger RNA, 634 nt
Organism: Momordica charantia (bitter melon)
Lineage: Eukaryota; Viridiplantae; Streptophyta; Magnoliopsida; Cucurbitales; Cucurbitaceae
Product: Haloacid dehalogenase-like hydrolase (HAD) superfamily protein
Molecular function (GO): phosphatase activity
Source: RefSeq, a predicted model, not a curated record
UAUGUGCUCAAACGCCCCGGUGUGGACGAAUUUUUGGAUGCUCUAGCCGCCAAAUUCGAAAUCGUGGUGUUCACCGCCGGAUUGAAGGAAUACGCGUCCCUGGUGCUCAACCAAUUGGACAAGAAAUCCGUGAUUUCUCAUAGACUGUAUCGGGAUUCUUGCAAGGAAAUCGACGGGAAAUUCGUGAAGGACUUGUCUGAAGUUGGGAGGGAUUUGGGAAGGGUAGUGAUCGUGGACGACAAUCCAAAUGCAUACUUCUUUCAGCCGGAAAAUGCGAUUCCGAUCCCGUCGUUCAUCGAUGAUCCGGCGGACGAGGAGCUUGGGAAAUUGGUGAAGUUUUUUGAGGUAUGUGAUUGCUACGAUGAUAUGAGGGAUGCGGUGAAACACUAUCUGAGUAGACAAGAAAUUUGAAUUCUGAGUGUGAAAUCUGAAUCAGAGGAGUUUCUUGCUUUGUUGAUUGAAAUGAUUAUGUGUAGUUGAACAAUCACUGUUCAAUUAAAGAUGAGAAAAAAAAAAAAGCAACUUCUUCUCUGCUUCCUCAACAGAUCAAAAUUCAAUUCAUAGAGCGUUAGAUUUUGCAUCUCCAAUUUGCAGAUCAGAUUGGGCCUUUUUUUUUUUAUAUCGGUUUUGUAAU